CUCAUUUUAUCCCCUCCCGGCUAAAUCCCUCCGCGUCGUUGCCGCGGGUUCUUCAAGCAGCGAUGAGCAACCGCAAUGACGCCGUGCUUAUUGAUGCAGAUGUCGCGUCCUGGGAGGAAAACCUGACAACAGCCCGUUUCAUAGUAGGGUCUACUAUUAUGACAGCUAUGACAGUGUUCCUGAUCGUUUACACCUUUACGGGCCACACGAGCAAACUUGCCGAGGUUUCUGUGGAGCUGGCGGCCUUCGACGGGCUGGAUGCUACGCUUGGCCGCACGGUUUCUCCUGCGUUCAAUCUCACGGUGCACGUCAAGAACACCUUGUCCUGGCAAGCGUGGUGCUCCAAUGGCGGGGAGGUGGUCGUCUCCUACUCGGGCGUUGCCCUCGCGUGGGGUGAUGUGCCGGUCUUCUGCGUCCCGAGGAGCGCGACGACGGAGCUGACAGUGCUUCCGUGGGGGUGGGAGGUUGGCUUGUCCGAGGACUUGCACCGGCGUCUCCUGUCGGAGUCGCAGAUGCACACAGCUGAGGUAUUGGUGGAAGUGAGGAUGUUCGACCCUGGCAGUUGGAUGCUCUGCGAAACAGAGACGCACCGUAGUACGUCGUUGCAUACUUUCAAGCUUAUGCUUAGAGACAGCGAUGGCUAGUGCAUGAUCCUUGUAGUUAUUUAUUUUGCUCGGUUGCAGAUCGACAUCAUGCACGAUUGUGCAACAUAUUUGUACAUUACUACUCUUAUCGGUCUUGGUAUUUUCUUCAGGCUGUAUCAUUUAUAUGCUGAAUGGCAUU
Triticum urartu is the source of this 783-nucleotide messenger RNA. RefSeq lists its product as uncharacterized. The record is from RefSeq and is a predicted model, not a curated record. Lineage: Eukaryota; Viridiplantae; Streptophyta; Magnoliopsida; Poales; Poaceae.